Molecule: messenger RNA, 866 nt
Organism: Gongylonema pulchrum
Lineage: Eukaryota; Metazoa; Nematoda; Chromadorea; Rhabditida; Gongylonematidae
Source: the annotation of a GenBank genome assembly
UUGCAGAGUCGACGAUUGACAAAAUUUUCAGGGUCGUGCGUUGAAGUUUUGUACAGAAAUGAGCGGCGUUUUGGGGUUGUGAAGUGGAUUGAUGAUGGCGAUAACGAAGUGCGGCAGAAUAAUCGAAUAGUUGCCGUCGAAAUUGAAGGAGAUAUGCCAUACGAAUGGCGAACGAUGGAUCUGAUGCAGCUAAAAGAGGCCCAGAAUGCCGGCGUUUUUGUCAAUGCUGGUCUCGAUUCGAUCGCACUUGUUCCCUACUGUUCACUUCGACCAGAUGAUCGCUUUGCAACAUCCGACAUGCCAGAAAUACUCGAAAAUUGUGAUGCCGAAAGAGUAUCGUCAUCGAAUUUCGGGAGCUUGGAUAGUGGCGUGGAAGUACGACCGUGUAUGCCAACCAAAAAUAUCGAAAAUUUGAUCGGACGAAUGAAGGGGAUUCAGGCAUUUUGGCAAGCAGAUGUGCAACAGCGGCAGACUCAAUUCAUACGGAAGUUUCAUUUCGUUCGUGCCGAUCAUGUUUUUAAUCUAAGGCGACUGCUCGAACGAUUUCUACCCGAAAUGAGUGGAUUAACAACGGGCGAGAAAGAUCCAGAAGAGCUGUUGAAUGCUCUUUUUAAUACAGUUCUACGAGUUGAACCGUUUUUUGUCAUGAAGAAUACGACAGAUGGUAAAACGAGUCCAUCGUUUAUUUGUCCAUUAAUUACGGAGGAUUUAUGGAGCGAUGACCAGCGCCGACUGAUCAGCGUACAGGCACUUCUAGAACGAUCGCUUUUCGCCUCGAAUAUCCAGUUUGCUUCUGUAAGUCUUUUUUUUGUCUUCGAUGGGUCUAUGGUUUUUUCGGGUUUUUUUUUGGAAAAUAAAAAGUGAUA